This is a messenger RNA of Gracilinanus agilis (Agile Gracile Mouse Opossum), 1655 nucleotides long. RefSeq names its product Ras association domain family member 10 (gene RASSF10). The transcript has a single exon. Lineage: Eukaryota; Metazoa; Chordata; Mammalia; Didelphimorphia; Didelphidae. Bases 1 to 1566 code for a protein of 521 amino acids. The record is from RefSeq and is a predicted model, not a curated record. Gene Ontology annotation, biological process: signal transduction.
AUGGAGCAGCCAGAGGAGAAGAUCUCGGUGUGGAUCUGCCAGGAAGAGAAGAUCAUCUCAGGCCUCUCCCGCCGCACCACUUGCUCCGACGUGGUCCGAGUGCUGCUGGAGGACAGCCGCCAGCGGCGGCAGCAGCAGCUGCAGCAGUCUCGGCGGCGGCGGCGGCAGCGACGGCGGGCACGAGGAGAAGAGGGAGGCGGCGCGGGAGAAGGGGAGCCACAAGAGGCCGAGGAGGACGAGGAGGAGACGCCAGCGCAGGGCAUGCUCUGGGGGCCCCCUCAGUGCUACUGCAUCGUGGAGAAGUGGCGGGGUUUUGAGCGCAUCCUGCCCAAUAAGACGCGCAUCUUGCGCCUCUGGGCCGCCUGGGGAGAUGAGCAGGAGAACGUGCGCUUCGUCCUGGUGCGCAGCGAGGCGUCUCUGCCCAACACCGGGCCCCGCAGUGCCGAGGCUCGGGUGGUGCCCAGCAAAGAGAGGCCGUGCUCUGGCCGAGGGGGCCCAGCCCGGCCCAGCCUGGCCCUGACCCAGGAGAAACAGCGGCGCGUGGUGCGCAAGGCUUUCCGCAAACUGGCCAAGAUCAAUCGGCGGCGCCAGCAGCAGCCCCCGUCCCCCUGUUCGUCCACCUCUACGUCGUCCUCCACGGCUUCUUCAUCCUCCUCGCCCCUGGCUCAGGACAGCGCCUCAGGCGAGCGGAUGGAGACGUUGGUGCACUUGGUGCUGUCCCAAGACCACACUCUCCGCCAGCAGGUGCAACGGCUCCGAGAGCUGGAUCGGGAAAUCGACCGCUACGAGGCCAAGGUGCACUUGGACCGCAUGAGGCGGCACGGCGUGAACUACGUUCAGGACACUUACCUGGUGGGGGCUGUCGCUGAGGUGGACGGAGCCGGAGCCCUGAAGCAGGGCCCUGCCGAAGAAGUGCCUCCCGGCAGCGAAGGGGGUGCCGAGGCUGCAGCGCUCGCCGAGUACGCCCGUCGGUGCGAGCAGAUGCUGCAGCUGCAGGAGCAGCGAGCUCAACAGGAGGAGCUGCUGGAGCGCGUGGCAGCUGAGAUCCAGGAGGAGCUGAACCAGAGAUGGAUGCGGCGGCGCCAGGAGGAGCUCGCGGGGCAGCCCGUCCCCGACACAGAAGGUAGCCCCGAGGGCGAGUUCCUGCUAGAGCAGGAGAGGCUGAAGACCCAGCUCAGCACCAGCCUCUACAUUGGCCUGAGACUCAGCACGGACUUAGAGGCUGUCAAGAGCGACCUGGACUAUAGCCAACAGCAGUGGGAGCUCAAGGAGAGGGAGUUGCAGAACCUUCUGGAGACUCUGAACUCUUUGGACUUCAUGCCGAGCCCCGACGGACCUGGUGAUCCCUAUUCCAGAGGUCCGGGUCAAGGGGAGGGUGAGGCACGGGCCGGGGAGGAGGCAGCUGCUGCUGGCCCAAGCCCCUGCCCGGGCCCCGAGGUGUGGGUGGACCAGGCCCGGGGACUGGCCAAAGGCUGUCAGGGCAACGAUGAAGACUCGGACACGGGGCUGAGCUCCAUGCACAGUCAAGACUCAGACUCUGUCCCAGUCUGUGAGUCCCUCGUGUAGGAGAACAGAUAGGAGGGAAGAGAGCAAGAAAGUGGUUUGGUCACCAGAAGCACGAGCCAGCUCAGGGAUCCCAUAGCGUGGAAGGAGUG